Postia placenta MAD-698-R-SB12 is the source of this 528-nucleotide messenger RNA. RefSeq lists its product as hypothetical. The transcript is spliced from 5 exons. Lineage: Eukaryota; Fungi; Basidiomycota; Agaricomycetes; Polyporales; Adustoporiaceae. Gene Ontology annotation, biological process: vesicle budding from membrane; late endosome to vacuole transport via multivesicular body sorting pathway. The coding region runs from base 1 to 528 and encodes 175 amino acids. Gene Ontology annotation, cellular component: ESCRT III complex; multivesicular body. The record is from RefSeq and is a predicted model, not a curated record.
AUGGGCGGAAAUCAGUCAGUACCGAAAGUUACAAAGCAAGACCGUGCUAUCUUAGACUUAAAGCUACAGCGCGAUAAAGUAAAACAAUACCAGAAGAAGAUUCAAGCCGUCCUCGAACGCGAACAUGAGAUAGCGAAGCAGCAAUUGGCGGCCGGGAACAAGGGGCGCGCUCUCACUACUCUGCGGCAGCGGAAGUACCAAGAGAGUCUACUUGCUAAGACGGAUGGACAACUAGAGAAUCUCGAGAAGCUGGUGUCCACAAUCGAAUUCUCUAUGAUCGAAGUGUCUGUAUUGCACGGGCUGCAACAGGGAAACGAAGUUCUCAAGCAGAUCCACAAGGAAAUGAACAUCGAGAGCGUGGAGAAGCUGCUCGAAGAGACUCAGGAAGCAAGAGAAUAUCAGAGGGAAAUUGACGAGAUGCUCGCCAAUAACUUGACCUCCGAAGAUGAGGAAGCAGUGCAGCUAGAGCUGCAGGCUCUCCAGACAGAGGCGGUACGUUUUGUCUUGUCGUUGGACUCGCACUUGUGA